Molecule: messenger RNA, 2776 nt
Organism: Bolinopsis microptera
Lineage: Eukaryota; Metazoa; Ctenophora; Tentaculata; Lobata; Bolinopsidae
Product: zinc metalloproteinase-disintegrin-like protein H3
Exons: 19
Coding region: 323-2776 (817 amino acids)
Biological process (GO): proteolysis
Molecular function (GO): metalloendopeptidase activity
Source: RefSeq, a predicted model, not a curated record
AGAAUGCGAUGGUGAUAAGAUGCACUGCUAUUAUAGUCCUGAUAACGUUGUUAUCCUCAACAUUAGGCUCUUACUGGGGUGAUAUACCUAAAACAAGAGAAGUUAUACAGUUAUCAGCCGACACUAGGGACGCGUCAAGUUUAGAAGUAAGUUACACUCCCAAUCUCUCGGCAGACUAAUUUUAGACGCCAGAAUCAACAGGGAAGCAGUGAUAGCCGGCGCUAAGAGGCACACUGUAACUCACAACACACGAAUACAACAUGAGUUGAAGACUGACUGUCACUACCGGGGUACCGUAAGGGAUAAGCCCCAAUAUCUUGUUAUGCUCAGUACUUGUUCUGGAAGAAUCAGAGGUAGUUUAACUGAUGUGAAUAACACAUGGUAUGUGGUGUAUGAUAAGGAAACCUAUGUAAUGUUCUCUGAUAAUGACCUCCCCAACCCUUACGAAAUAGCUACCGGCGAGUAUAACGGUAUAGAGUUAAACCACAGCAUUUCCCGACCCGUCCCUUAUCACCCAUUAUACAAAAGAGGUCUGUCCACUGACCCAAUAAUAGCAACACACAAGACAGUAGAAGUGGUAGUGGUGACUGACAGAUCCUUUUGGCAGCAGUUCGACACUAAGAUCGAGGAGGUGGAAGAGUUCGUUCUUGCUACUGUCGCUAAAAUAGACGAGAUCUACAAGAAGUACGGUGUACGAAUAGCCCUGGUCGGGAUGGAGAACUGGAGAGUAGCAGAUAUGAUAACAGUCACCCCCAGUUACUCCGCUGUUCUGAGAAACUUUACAAUGUACAGACAGGAGAAGCUUCUUAACGUGUAUAAACAACAUGAUGUCAGUAUACUCAUGACGGCAGUAGAUUUUGACGGAGCAGUGAUAGGAUACGCUGGAGUUGACACUAUGUGUCGGAGCAGCUGUGCAAGCGUCAACUUCAACUCCAGGAAGUCAGUAGGCUUCUACGCUUCUGUCAUAGCUCACGAGAUGGGUCAUAACUUUGGAAUGUACCAUGACAGUGAUGAAUGUGUGUGCCCACCAGAAAUCAGCUGGGACUGUUUGAUGUCCGAUUCAAUGGGUAAAGCAGCCUCCGUCUUUAGUAACUGUAGUCAGCUAGUCCUGGAUUCCUUUACUGGAACGUGUCUCAACAACCAGCCCAAAACUCUUUACGGGGACCCGGUGUGCGGGAACGGAUUUGUGGAAGAGGGUGAGGAGUGUGACUGUGGGACUGAGGAGGAAUGUAUUGCCAGUGACCCUUGCUGCGAGCCGAUCGGCUGUAAACUGAAACCCGGAGCAAAGUGUUACUCUGGUGACUGCUGUGAAGAAUGCCAGUUUGUAAGCUACAAAAGGAUGUGCCGCCCCGCCUCUUCAGAGUGCGAUCUCGUGGAGUUCUGCACCGGAACAAACUCUCAGUGUCCAACAAACCGGUACACCCAAGACGGUACGCUGUGUGGGGAAGGCAGCGGGUCUUGUAACUAUGGCAGCUGUCAGACUCUGGGUACUCAGUGUACUAGUUUGUGGGGUGAAGGUGUGGCAGUUAGUGAUAAUGUGUGCUAUGAACGGUUCAACAGGAAGGGUGAAUGGUACGGCAAUUGUGGCUCUCUGGGCGACAGAAAAUUCCUUGCUUGUAUGGAUCGUGACGUUUUGUGCGGUAAGCUGUACUGCGAGGUUCCAGAGGGACGGACCACCAAUCUCCGGCAUGUUUACCGCAAUGAUCUGACGUACAACUCGACUUACGAGUGCACACUGGCCGCUGGACCGCGCUCCAUCGAGAGUCAGGACGUUGCCAUGGUGUACGACGGCACUAAGUGCGGCGACUCUAAGUGGUGUAUUGCGGGACAAUGCGUGGAGUUUGAGAAAGUGGCUUGUCCCUCCCCGGGUGGCGUGGAGUGUGGCGGACAAGGGAACUGUAACGAUCUCAACCAGUGUCACUGCAAUGCUGGAUAUGAUCCUGAGUUUAAUUGCUCUGUGCUCCUCCAGGUAGCCGGAUGGGAUUUGAAGUCGAUUCUGAUAGCGGUUAUGAUAAUCGUUCUAGUUGUUAUACCCAGUGGCAUCAUAACUUUAUUACUGUGUAGAAGAUACAACCCUAAAGUUAAAGAAUUCUUCGAUCAUCACACUCAAAUACGGUUCUCGAUACACCUACCCUCAAUUAGUCGAAGACCUUCCUAUUUGAGGAGGAGUUCUAAAAGAAGCAACCCUGACAGCAGUAAAACAGCUAAUGGCAAAACAGCCAAGCCGGGAACCACAAACCCACCCCCUCGGCCGGUGAAGCUGCCCAGUACCAGCAGCACUGGCAACGAACCCCCACCUCGACCUCCUGGCAGCUACCUCACCAGCACAGGCUGGACAACAUCUGCUUUCAACGCCGGAGCGAGGCCUUCCUCCACCAGCGGAGGGUCACGACACCCCUCUACAGCUAGUGGGGGACCACCCCCUCGCUCCUCCACUAUCAGUGGGGCACCGCCCUCUCGUCCUGCCGCUACCUACCAGCAAAACUCUGCCCCUGUGUCAGUUAUAUAUCGACCGGAGCCUCUUGUCUGUCAGGAAGGUGACCAGCCGGCUAGCUACGUGCCGUUAAACAUGCACCCUGUUCGGCCAGCUCCACCUCGUCCUGGUGGGGUCUCCACAGCUCCCAGACCUUCUUCACAGUCCUACGACUCUCCUAUCUCUCAAAGUGGUCCUAAAGCGUUACAAGCGACAACGCGGGACAACGUUAAAAUGGACAUAUCCGGUCCGGGAUCAGCUAGGAAGCUCUUGGAUGAUAAACCUCUUAAUGAAAGAGUGUAG